Messenger RNA from Austrofundulus limnaeus, 5793 nucleotides. Its product is annotated as zinc finger protein 704. Gene Ontology annotation, cellular component: nucleus. Gene Ontology annotation, biological process: regulation of transcription by RNA polymerase II. Lineage: Eukaryota; Metazoa; Chordata; Actinopteri; Cyprinodontiformes; Rivulidae. The record is from RefSeq and is a predicted model, not a curated record. Gene Ontology annotation, molecular function: DNA-binding transcription factor activity; RNA polymerase II cis-regulatory region sequence-specific DNA binding.
GCGAAACAGUGACUCAGAUUACAGCGAUGGGGAGGAGGACUUUUACUACUCAGAGAUUGAAGUCAACAUGGACAGCCUGACGGAGGGCUUGUCCAGCCUCACACCUACCUCCCCCACCACGGCCGGUCCUCCGCCCGUCUUCCCCCCGCCGCUGAGCGACGUGUCCCGCUCCGAGCACACUAGCGUGGACGGCUCGCAGAGCCACACCUCGUCACUGCUCAGCCAAUCAGCUCCCUCCACACUCUGCCACAUUCGCACUGACCACGCCUAUCAGGCCACCGCUCCAGUGAGUAUCCCAGUGGGUCCUGAGCUGGCUGGGAUAGGCAGUGGUAAUGGGAUCGGGCCUGGAACUGGGGCUGGGAAUGGCAUCAGUGUGUCUUGGCAGUCCCCUCCUGUCAUUUUUAAAGGCGUCCCGGGUCCCGUGGCUCAUGUUCGCACCGUUAGCAUUGGUGAAAAACGGCAGCCAGCAGCCAGCACACACACCACUGUUAACAAGAACCACGCUGUAAUAACGCCGGCAGCUAAAGCAACACCAGGAACCAGGAAACCCCGCGGGGAGGCUAAGAAGUGCCGAAAGGUGUACGGCAUGGAGAAGAGGGACAUGUGGUGCACAGCCUGUCGCUGGAAGAAAGCCUGCCAGAGAUUCACCGACUAAUCCGAGGCGAGCUCCUCGGCGCGGCGGCGAGGCCAACUCUUCCCACGAGGAGGCGAUGCUUCUUCUGGGCCAGCAGGGAGAGCGGGGGGAUUGCCUGAUUUUUCUUUUUUCUUCUUGUUGUUGUUUCCAACCAGCAUAAAAACUGGUGUGUAAAAAAAACAAAACAAAAACCUUAUGCAGGUCUGGAGACUUUUUUUCUACGACUGAGACAUUUUCCACUCAACAAAAUAAGGAAAAACGACAAAAGAUUUAGGUUGUGAACCUUCUGAUCAGAUUCUUUUUAUUUUUCACCUGCUUCGACUCAAAGCAGCGUUCGAAGGCUGCUGAUAAGCUUUUUGAUACGCUCUGUUUGGUGUAAAAGCAUCAUGGAAGCUACUUUUUGUGUGGCAGGUCGUGAUGCUUUCCUGGAGGUUCAACGUUAACGUUGGAUGUGCUCGGUUAUUCCGCUGCAGCGGAUCUGUUUCUCAUUGCCGCUCGUUGAGGGACUUCAUCAAAUUUACCAAAUGCAAAAAAAGAAAAGAAAAAAAAACAAAGGUUUUGACCUUACAGUCUCAUAGCCAAACGUUUGGGUGUCUCCUGCAGUCUUACUGGAUACAGACUGUCUGCGACUCGGAGCACACAARCAACUUCUUCAUGCUAAUCCAGAACCGCCUGCCACAGUUGUUUCACGUUCACAAAGCUGCAUUAAACCAGAACAAAUGGUACAAAAAGUUUCCCUUUGACGUUCCAAAAACAUUCAGAGAAAUCUACAGUUUAAUUAAAAAAACAUAUAUAUAUAUAAGCCCCCAUAUUCUCAUAUAUGCCUGCCCCCCCCACCCCCCACAGAUCACUGUAAUCUAUAUAUGCAUAUGAAAGCAGAUAUCUAUUUCAUUAAUAUAGUUUAUUUUCAGCAAUAAUUAGCUGAAUCAACUUGCAUUAGCAUUGUGCAAUCAGAGGAAUGACAGCAUUUAAUAUUUUAUUUCUUGCUUAGUYGUCAUUGAUAAGUUGAAGCAGAAUUUGUUUUUUGUUUUUUUUCAGCUAAUGUUCUUAAAAAGAUUGCCACAAUUUGUGAAUUCUAACUGGCCUUUCCAAUUCUAACUUGACCGUUUGACUGAUGAUAAUCACGUGUAAGAAGAUAACGCCCAGUUUGCAUCCCAACAAAUCGGAUAUGAUCAUUUUUACUGUUUUUAAAUGGAGACGUUGCAUCGCCAUGUUUGGAAUACUCCCUAUUAUUAAACAUGUGUGUAAAUAAUAGGAACUGCACAGGGCCCAAGAUGCUUUACCUGCUCAACCCUUGAAAGUGAUAUUUCACUCUAGUGCAUCAGAGGAAAGCAAAUCAAUCGAAUCGAGUCUUUGCAGUGAGCCGUGCACUGACUGACUCUGAGAGUAGCCAAGAUUUCUAAACAAAUGGAGUCUUACAUCUUACAUCGUGGAAUAAGGCCGUUGAGAAAAAWUUAUUUUAUAGAAAGGCCAAAAAAAGGAGGCCAAAGUUUACAAGUUGUAAAUAAACUAUAUGUGGUAGUAUUUAGAGACCUUAUUAUGUAAUAUAUCCCUUUCAAAAAUGUCUUUGGCUAUAUUGGCUAUUCUCUUUAUUGAUUCAGUUACAGAAAGAAAAAUAAAUUUAAAUGAAUAAGCUGUCCCCUCUUUAAAAGUUACCAUUCUUAAAUUGUAAAAUGUUUAAAGUGAAAAGCACUUAACUGGCACAAUACGGAUGGACAACUCAGUGACGAUCUAAAUACCGGUAUUAACGGUAAAAAUCUAACAGACGUUAAUGUAGAGGUUAAGAGAUCCCGGACAGUUUUAUUAUUAGUGUUUUUUUCUCUCUCCCUCUCUCCUUUUUAAGUAAUAUUUAGGUGCUAUUUAGCUCCUCAGCAAUGACUCAACUAUAUGUUAAAUUACGUACACAAAUCAUGUUUCUUACGUGAUUACCUACUUCCAAGAAACUCCAUGCUUCAGUUUGUUUUCUAGAGCCCAAAAAUCACAGAUGAGUCAAAUUCUAACGCCCAUAAGACCUCGAAUCAAGCAUUAAAUAGAAACAACUUUUUUUAGUGAUUUUCUGAGAUGCAGUCAGUACUAUAGAUGUAUAUAUUUUUGAUGAGAUUCAGACCAGUGCUGUACAUUUGACCUGAUCUAAGUAGCAGUGUAUGACAGAGCGCCCGUACUUCCCUCUACGACAAUACGUCUCAACUGACUUCAAACCUCUGUCGUCGUACAAACACCUGUGGCUUUUUAAUUAAUUAUUCUUUUCUCCACAGGGUCACAUUUGCCGCCCGUCGUGUAGUCGACGAGCCGUCGCUUCUCGCUGGAAGCCGACGCGCAAAGUCGACAAAUCCAAACAAACGUUAGGCCGGCGAUGUUUCUUUUUUAUUUCAGCGGUGUUCCAGAUAAGCUAGGUCAGCAGGCCUCUUCCAGUCACCAAAUUCACCAAGUGCCAAUAAAAACCCGUAAGCAGGAAGGAAAAGGUAUACUGACUAUAUGAUAUUGCACUACGCUGCACUGCGUGAAAGCAUUUUUUUUUAUACGAGAACAUUUUAUCUUUACAAAAUUUUAAGCGAAAAAGGGUGUUUUUUGUGUAUAAAAGAGGUUGGGGGUGGGAGGGACGUUGAAUUACAUGUGGGGUGUCAGGGAUAGGGGGGUGCCGGGAACCUCUCAGGGGCUCCCCCUCUUGCCCCCCAUUGUGGGCGGGUGAUCCCAACAGCUACACACAGUGGUGCUGAGAGUUCUUGGUGUGUGGUACUCUGAAGUACAACGUGGUACUCAGCAGUGGUCCGUCACUCCGCCUUCCCUUGGAUCAGUGCCAAGGACUGGAYGCAGCGCCGGCCGGCCUUGUUGUUGAAGCGAUGGGGAAACACCGGUUACAGAACGUAGCUACACGUUAUCGUCUCGAUAACAGAAGAUGCUUUAAAAAGUGUUGUGUUGCCAGGAGUUCUUUUUUUCUUUAAAAUAUCCACACUUUUUGUACACACGUAAUUCUGUAAAGAUUUCUUUUCUUACAAAAGCAUCGUAUUCUUUGUUGUUUUUUUUGUUUUGUUUUGUUUUUUUGUUUUUUCACAUAUACACAGUUAUUAGUGCUGGAUACCACUUUUAAUUCCUGUACCUUUUUGGUUUUGGUCAUUGAUUGAGUUUCGAGCAGCCGUUGGGUGUCUCCCUSCUCAGUGGAAGCACCAGCAGGGUCAGAAACCAGAGUUGUUUUUGCUGGCAGAGAGUGAAGAUCGGGUCCUCAGGCUCUGUUGUGGUGCAGUUUGGGCCACUGUAACCAGGAAAGACAAAAACAAAACAAAACAGAAACAAAGAAGUGGGUUUAACAUGAUUUAAUUUUUAAUUUUUAUUUGUUUUUGUGCACAGAUCAUUUCAUUAUCGUUUGAACCUGCAAAAACAAUGGCUGUAGAUGGACGUUCGCUGCAGGUGGGUGUGCUGGGAAACAGGCCCACACAGAUGAUAGGUUUUGCAGUUUCAGGGCUUUUCUUGUACAUAACGCAGGAUAAAGAUCUGUCAGGCUUUUUUUUGUCAUAUAUUGUUUAUGUUUGUUUGAAACUAUUAUACGAAAAGGAAACUUUUUUUUACAUUACUUUUGCUCAAGUAUAUUUUCUUUCAUCUUUUAAAAAGCAAUUGAGAAGCUAUAGUGAACUGAUUCAGUGUAUAUUGUAGCUUAGAGGCAAAGGGGAGAAAAAGACAACUUGUUGAAUGUAAAACCUAUUAAAAAUCUUUUUUUUUUUUUUUUGGUUUAUAUAUAUAUUUUGUAGUUGCUGGCUAGUUUGUAUGACCUGUUGAGAAGCUGUAGUGUGUCUUUGUUUGGUUUCUGAUCUCUUGCCACAGACAGCUGUCGCCACACUGAACUCUAUGGGAUAAACUCAACCAUGCAGUAUUGCUUUACUAUCUUUGUGCAAUGACGACUAAUUACAGCGGAACAAGAACGCUCCUGCUUUUCGGUGACAUCCUCGCUCCCACUCUUUCCGUUCGUCUUUCAAACCCCCGCCAAAAAUACGAGUUUGUGUCGUUCUUCUCGUCGUGGAUGUUUGUGACUUCUCAGUCGAACAGCCUUUCACCUUCGGUCGCCACAGAAGUCGUUACUUAGUGGGAAUCCUGUUUUUUUUUUUCUCUCCUGCUCUGCACAUUCCAACAGACGGUGUGCUUUUUAACGUCCCACCCGUGCUUCCUGUUCACCUCUGCGGUUCUUCUCCCUGUUCUUUGCGCUCUCCAGCUUCACUGUGGUUCCACCCAAGCCUUCACCCAGUAUAUUAAGCUAAACUAAACCCUUGAAAUGUGCAUCAAAGAAGCCUUUUUCUUCAAUAUGUCGAAUUGAUGUGCUGCUUUUAUGAAUGUUGAGUUUUUUUUGUGUGUAAAACAGCAGCAGCAGCAAACCUAAUAGAUCCGAAUCAAAUGUUAUGCAUUGCAAUGGCAGCUCCACAUCUCUGCUCCUGUGCUUGUAUCGUCUGCCCAGGCGUUUUGUUUAUUCUCUCUCUCUCUCUCUCUCUCUCUCUCUCUCUCUCUCUCUCUCUCUCUCUCUCUCUCUCUCUCUUUUUGAUGACCAUUUCCUGUGUUGUGUUUUCGCCGGCUGAUGUUGGGGGAAAGAAACAACUUGUUUUUGUUUUUACUUUUCCCCCAUCGAUCGACUGUCCGAUUGAGUUUGAGAUUGUUUGCAUGUCUAGCAUUGCUCAUUGUUUUCCCUUUAUUUUUUUUUUCUUUUUGUGCACGUUUGUGUGUGCGUGUGUGUGUUACAAGAUACAACACUGAAGGUUUUUAUCUGUUAGAUUCCAUUUCUCAGUGUCCAAAAAUAAAUAAAUAAAUAAAAAAACUCGAGGCUGAUGUAAAGCUGAUCUCCAGCCUGACGCCACACUCAGGAUGAGUUUUUUUUUUCUUUUGUGGGAAACGUGACGUCAGCCUCGAAGUCUUCACUGGAGGCCAAGAUGAUUUUUUUUUUUUCCUUCCCGUUUGUGGGCUCACAGCUUCUGCUUUUAGUCAGCGGUCCCACACACACACACACACACACACACACACACAUGGAGGAAGCACUUUCUGAGCAGUGAUGCACUCAAGGAGUAUUUGUGUGAAUGUCAAGCCUUUGACUCGUGCUUGAAAAGAUAGAUGACCAUGUCUGAUGCUUAAAUGUGAUUUGUAAUGUAAUGUGACAGUAAGGAAAAUAAAGCUGAAUGAAAGAG